This is a messenger RNA of Paramecium sonneborni, 776 nucleotides long. Lineage: Eukaryota; Ciliophora; Oligohymenophorea; Peniculida; Parameciidae. The record is from the annotation of a GenBank genome assembly.
AUGUAAUGUCUAAAUGGAAUUGUACAAUUUAAUUUAAAAAAGUCAUUUUUUGAAAUAUAUAGGUGAAGAUCUUACAAUCCUUGAAAAUGGUCCCAUAUAUCCAUCAAAAAUAUAAGCAAAUAAUGUUUGCACAUAAUUUGUAUGACAUGGCAAAUUUUCAUAAUAUUCUGGUACCAUUUUUCUUAAUAAUGGUAAUCUAGUCCAUGGAAUCAUUGGGAAAUCAUGAUGUUCUGUAUGAUAUCCAAUAUUAAGAACAAAGAAAUUAGCCCAACCAAUAUAAUCAUAUGUUUCCAUUCUAUUAAUAAAUUCAUAAUGUUCUGCUAUUAAGUGAACAGCAAAAGGAUGAACACUAAAUAAAUAAAGAUUAAUACCUUAAUCCAAAAUAAGUAGAAAGUAAAAGCCAAUAUAGAGCUUAUACUCCUAGAUAUUGGAUUAUUAAAUAAUCAACAAAGAAGACAGAAACUAUGUUAAUUAUUUCAUAAGCAUUUGGUAUAAGUGGUCUAACAAUGAUUGGUCUCAAUCCAUAAAAUAAGGGAAGGCAAGCCACAAAUAAAAAUUUCAUUAUUGGUCCUUUAAUAUACUUUAAUUCUAAUCUUGAUGGAAGAUCAGGGUCUAGUGUUUCCAAAUUCAAAAAAGUAUGAUGAUCUGCAUGAUAUCUAAUCAUAUUUAAAUAUAUGUAUUCAUUACCUACCAAAUGUAAUGGCUGAAGGAACUCCUUAUCCAAAGUUAGCCCAUAUUGCCAUCAAUUUAUUCAACGGUAUACUUUCAAAACAAGU